AUGGCAGGUAAAUUUGAUAAUAAAUGUACACUACAUAAUGAUUAUGAUUAUAGAUUUAUUUGUAGUGAUUGUAGAGUUCCAGUUUGUGAUUAUUGUAUUGUUUCAAAAAAUCAUCAUCGUAGCCAUUCAAUUGAUUUUAUUACCUCUGAAAAUUGUAAUCAAAUUUUUCAAGAAUUUAAAAAUAAUAAUUUUCAAUUUUUAAUUAAAUGUUUGGAUGGUGAUAAAGAAUUAUUAAAUAAAUCAAAUGAGAUUUUUAAUGAACUUGAAGAGGAACAUAUUCACAAUGUCAAUACAAUUUCCAAUGAAUUUAAACAAUUACAUACAAUUUUGGAUUCAGUUGAAAAGGAUACCAUUAAACAUUUGGUCAGUCAUUAUGAUGAAAAUAAAGAAACUCAUUCAAAAAUUUCAAAAAAACUUGAAAAUAAUUCAAAGAAUGCUCAUUUAAUUACAAAUAAAUACAAGGAUACAAUUAAUAAUUUUAAUAUCCAACAAAUUUUUAAUAAUGAUCAAAAUAUUAAAGGAAAUAAUCAUCAACAUUUAGAAUUAUUAAAACAUUGUCAUCAAUCUCAAAUGUUGGUAAAAGAAAAGAAUACUGAAAAUAAAAAUAUUGAUUUAUUAAAUGAAUUUAAUAAAGUUACAAUUGAAAAUUCAAUGGAUUUUGUAAAGAAUUCAAUUAAAGAUACUUUUAAAAUUAAAUUAAGUUCUGCAACUUAUAAAGAUCCAAAAAGAGUAAAAUUGGGUGGUGGUGAAUAUUUCAUUUAUAAAGAUGGUUGUGUUAUACCAAAUGGCACACUUUAUUUAGCAUUAGGACCAAGUAUUAAAAAUUUAACAAUUGGUUCAAUUCCUGCAACUAUUCAAAGAAUUGCAUUAUUAAAUGGCUUUAAUCUUCAAUUAACUGAAGGUUUAUUACCAAAUUCCGUCCAAUGGUUACAUAUUGGUGCCAUUAGAAAACCAUUGAUAAAGAAAUCAAUACCACAAAGUGUUUCAUUUUUAUUUUUAUUAGAUGGAUUCAAUCAAGAAAUCUCUGAAAUACCACCAAAUGUUACUCAAAUCUAUUUAGGUGAUACUUCUUUUAAAAUCCCUCAAACUUUAAUAAAAUCAGUUAGAGUUUAUAAAACUCCUUCUUGUAAACAAGAUCUCAAUGGUUUUAAUGAAGUGUUAUGGAAUUCAAAUGGUUACUCUCAAAUUGAAAUGUAA
Messenger RNA from Dictyostelium discoideum AX4, 1197 nucleotides. RefSeq lists its product as hypothetical. The record is from RefSeq and is a predicted model, not a curated record. The transcript has 2 exons. The coding region runs from base 1 to 1197 and encodes 398 amino acids. NCBI's taxonomy places the organism in Eukaryota, Evosea, Eumycetozoa, Dictyosteliales, Dictyosteliaceae. Gene Ontology annotation, molecular function: zinc ion binding.